CUUAGAGUGGCUUGACGCGAAUAACGACAAGACAUCCAACAAACGCGAUUCCCCAAAUUUCCCACGCUCAUUUUGUCGUUCGCGAUCGAACUUUGAUCUUUCUUCUCUUCAGGUCGCUUUCUCAUUUAAAAUCCUUCUUCGAAACGAUACCCUUCUAAUCGCCCGCCAUGGUCGCAAACACGAACAAGUACUCGGUUAUCUUGCCAACCUACAAUGAGCGCAAGAACCUGCCCAUCAUUACCUGGUUGUUGAACCGUACCUUUACUGAGAACAACCUCGAUUGGGAACUCAUCAUCGUCGACGACGGCUCCCCCGAUGGAACCCAAGAAGUUGCCCAGCAGCUCGUCAAGGUCUACUCCCCCCACGUUGUCCUCAAGCCCCGCGCUGGCAAACUCGGUCUCGGAACAGCCUACGUCCACGGUCUCAAGUUUGUCACCGGCAAUUUUGUCAUCAUCAUGGACGCCGACUUCUCCCAUCACCCCAAGUUCAUCCCCGAGAUGGUCGCUCUCCAGGCCAAGGGCAACUACGAUAUCGUCACGGGUACUCGCUACGCUGGAAACGGUGGUGUCUUCGGUUGGGAUCUCAAGCGCAAGUUCGUCAGCCGUGGUGCCAACUUGUUCGCCGAUACUGUCCUCCGCCCUGGCGUGAGUGACCUCACGGGCAGCUUCCGACUGUACAAGCGUGCUGCGCUAGAGAAGGCUAUUGCUAGCACUGAGAGCAAGGGAUACAGUUUCCAGAUGGAGCUUAUGGUGCGAGCGAAGGCUAUGGGAUGCACUGUCGCUGAGGUUCCCAUCUCUUUCGUCGAUCGUCUUUAUGGAGAGAGCAAGCUUGGUGGUGAUGAGAUUGUUCAGUAUGCCCAGGGUGUCUUCAACUUGUGGCUCAAGGUCUAAGAAUGGGAAUGGCAUGCACAAAAGGGACAUAUCUUGUUGGAUGGGGGCGUUUGGGGAAGUAUAGUACCGUUUAAUCUAAUACCACGUUUCUUCGUCAA
Messenger RNA from Fusarium oxysporum Fo47, 988 nucleotides. Its product is annotated as dolichyl-phosphate beta-D-mannosyltransferase. Gene Ontology annotation, molecular function: dolichyl-phosphate beta-D-mannosyltransferase activity. NCBI's taxonomy places the organism in Eukaryota, Fungi, Ascomycota, Sordariomycetes, Hypocreales, Nectriaceae. Gene Ontology annotation, cellular component: endoplasmic reticulum membrane. Bases 168 to 890 code for a protein of 240 amino acids. The record is from RefSeq and is a predicted model, not a curated record. The transcript is spliced from 2 exons. Gene Ontology annotation, biological process: GPI anchor biosynthetic process; protein O-linked glycosylation via mannose.